Molecule: messenger RNA, 478 nt
Organism: Drosophila nasuta
Lineage: Eukaryota; Metazoa; Arthropoda; Insecta; Diptera; Drosophilidae
Product: cuticle protein 8
Exons: 2
Coding region: 82-399 (105 amino acids)
Cellular component (GO): extracellular matrix
Source: RefSeq, a predicted model, not a curated record
UAAAAGAGUGCUUCGCAUGUCAGUUAGUCAUCAGUUCACUCGAUCUCGUCUUUGAUCGCAAAGCUCUCAACUGCCAGCAUCAUGAAUACUUUGACUAUUUGCUUGUCCUUCAGCCUGAUCCUUUGCGCUGCUUUCGUCGAGGGCGGUUUGAUUCUGGGCCAUGCUGAUGAGCUAAUUUCAAGUCCUCCUCAGUACGAGUUCCAUUAUGCUGUCCACGACACUCACACUGGCGAUGUGAAGGAUCAGUUCGAGCACCGACGGGGCGGAUACGUAACGGGUCGUUACUCCCUUGUUGAACCCGAUGGUCAUCGUCGCAUCGUCGACUACAGCGCCGAUCCGCUGCUUGGCUUCAAUGCUCAAGUGCGUCGUGAACCCAUCUCGAUCAUCACACGUCAUUAAAAAGGAUACUUUGAAAAAGUAAAGAAAAAACAAAAGAGAAUUAAUAAUGCUAUAUUUGCAUAUUAUUAUUAAAAGGCUG